CUACCCUCAACUGCAGUGCCACCGCAAACCACGAAUUUCUCGACUUCCAUAAGCCUCCGAGGCUCGUAACCGCACUUGAUUGUAGUUUUGCUUGCAACACCGCCAAUAUGCCGAUGCCUAGGGCUAAUGUCCAAAGCCUGGGCGCCCAUGUCUCCAACCUGGCUGGCUCUGCGCGCAGUUACGUCUUUGGUAACAAUAGUCGAAACUCAAAACAGAACGGCAUCAAAACCGAGGCAAUGAUGGAAGAUGAUGACUCUAGCAGUGGAAGCGACUCCGACAGCGACAUGUCGGAUGGUGAGGGCACUGAGAACUUCCUCUCCAAAAUCAACGCUGCCACUGCCAACAAGAUGACAAAUGCAGCACCCAAAGGCGGUGCCAAACUAUCGGACAGCGCUUCAACGCCUGCCACAGCUACAAAGAAAGCAUCUAUGUUCAAGGGCGAGCCGAAAGGGACCGACAAGAAGAUUAAACCCGAGCCUACCACGGAUGCUGAGGAUUCCACGAGUAGCUCCGACAGCAGCUCUGAGUCGGAUUCAGAAGACGGGAAGACCUCAAAGAAGCCAGCGGCUGCCGUCAAGAAAGCCGCCUCCAAAUCUGAGCCUAAGAAGGCGCCUGUGUCUUCGGACUCGGACUCUUCUAGCGACAGCGAUGACAGUCAUGAGGAGCAAUCUGCCGCCAAGGUAGCCGCACCACAAAAUAACAAACAGUCGAAUGCCACUGCCAAUAACAAAAGUGACAGCUCGAGCUCCGAGGAUAGUGAAGACGAGUCCGAGGAGGAGGCUCACGUUUCUAAACAGUCCCAGGCUACAGCCACGGACAAGUCCAAGAAGGCUACUAAACCAGCUGCACCGGUGACGAAGAAGGCCGCCGAAAGUUCCAGUUCUGACUCUGAGUCCGUGUCAGGUUUCGAUUCUGAUUCCAGCUCUUCGGAAGAGACGUCUUCGUCGGAGGACGAGAAAGCCAAGCCUGCCAAAGCGAUUGCGACAAAAAAAGGUGUCAAUGGUGUGGCGACAUCCAAGUCAAAGAAGCAGGCUGAUGAUUCUGAUGUGGAAAUGGCCGAUGAGUCCUUUGCGCUUGUGUCAAACAGCCAGCCUGCCGAUGGGGAAUUGGCCGACGCAUUUGUUAGGGAGGGCUUCCAGUUGCGCAAAGCUUCGGACGACACAGAUGUCUCAGAGGUACUAAAUAUUUUCAAGCAGGCGAAGCGCGAGGGCAAGCAGAUCUGGUAUUUCACCACCCCGGCAUCAGUGCCAGUUAGCGUUGUGGAGAAGAUGAACUUUCCUAUGCGCAACGCGCAGACCGGUGAGCCCAUUGUGUCGCACAACGGGCUAGACUAUGGCGUCGAUCUAGGAGCUACUGGAGUGCCCAGCACCUACAAGAUUCUUGUGCCGGCAAAGAAGGGCAGCAAAUACGAGAUGGUAGAUCGGGGCAUUGAUCAUACCAUGCACCUUAAGAGAAUCACCCAGCUUGCUGCCUCUGACUUUACGGCGAAGCCCAAGCCUCAAAUAGCCGCUAAGCCACCAAGACCCCAACCUCCGGUACUGAAGAAGCGAUACACACCCAUUGGUGUCCCCACGCCUAUCCUUCCCCCAAUCCCGGCAGUCCUGAAGUCGAGAGGCGACGUGGCCAUGACCGACGCUCCGGAUGCCGCCGAAGACAAUGGAUCAACGUCUGAAAAGAAGUCCAAGAAGCGCAAGGCGAACGCAGAGGAAGCUGCCAAGACCCCCUUGAGCGAGACAAAGUCGAAAAAGGCCAAGACCAUCAACUCUAUAUCGGCAGAACCUUCCAUCCCACAAAUCACGUCACCCUCUAGCACACCCACGGGUACAGACAAGAAGCCGAAGGCAAAAGGCAAGACGACAGCUACGACAACUCCAGUCUCGCAGGUAAAAGCCAGGCCAAAGAGCUCCGGCGAGGUGCCAAAGACGCAAACCCCGGUUCCGCUGCCCAAAUUGCCAGGUUUGAAGAGGUGAUUACCGGUUUGUUUGAGAAUCGUACCUUUGACCAGCGUCUAUCGCGCUCUUGUUAAGGGUUCCAAUUCCUAUUUCCGAAUUUUACGACACAAGGCGUUCAAAGCGUCGAUAUCCCCUUUGAGACCUUGGCUUGAUGGAGUGACAGAAAGCCAGCUAUGAUCGGUUCUUUUUUCUCGAUUAACUAUCAUCAUCUACUGCGAGGCUUGAGGAUUAAUAGCAGAUGGAUGGUUUUGUGAUAAGCCAUCCCCCUGGGGCUUGAUUUGCACAGGCAAGCUCGGUCUGUGAGGCAUUGUCGCGGAUUGGUUGUUCCUGUUACAUAUUGCACGUGCCGGCCCAGUCUCGGGAUCUUUGGUCUCAGUACCUACCUAGAUCAUUCGAGGCGUUUCAUACUGCAUCUGACGGAGUUCUGUAUAUCCCACUAAAGCUUGGGCUUUUUUUUCCCUUCCUCCUAUUUCUCUUGUCAUUUCCGAUGAAUAUCCACAGCCACGUUGUCAAAACAACCGCCGAUUACUCCAAGCGGACCCUUGCCAGUUCGAAUUUUUAGUAUUGCGUGAGGCAAGGAAGUAUCUUGGAGUUGCGGACAUAACUAGAUCGAUCACAUCUUGUGGUUUUAUAGAUGGC
Molecule: messenger RNA, 2591 nt
Organism: Pyricularia grisea
Lineage: Eukaryota; Fungi; Ascomycota; Sordariomycetes; Magnaporthales; Pyriculariaceae
Exons: 3
Coding region: 108-1970 (620 amino acids)
Biological process (GO): transcription by RNA polymerase I
Source: RefSeq, a predicted model, not a curated record